Molecule: messenger RNA, 654 nt
Organism: Abrus precatorius (Indian licorice)
Lineage: Eukaryota; Viridiplantae; Streptophyta; Magnoliopsida; Fabales; Fabaceae
Product: pectinesterase inhibitor 9-like
Exons: 1
Coding region: 1-654 (217 amino acids)
Biological process (GO): negative regulation of catalytic activity
Molecular function (GO): enzyme inhibitor activity
Source: RefSeq, a predicted model, not a curated record
AUGGCACAAUUCAACUUUACAUUACUAUCCAUUUUCCUUUCUCUCCUCUUUUUAAAUUUUGCCGCGCCAGUUGAACCAUCAAGGCAUCACAAUUCCCAAACAAUGUCCUACAUAAAGUCCUCUUGCGAUGGCACCCUCUACCCAAAACUUUGCAUUCGUUACCUGGCCCAAUAUGCCAAAUCCACCAUUAAUGGCCCACAAAACUUAGCCCAAUAUGCCUUGUCAGUGAGCCUCUCUAGAGCACAAAACACAAGAGGGUACUUUUUGAAUGUGGCCAAGGAACUUAAGGCCAUAAAAAACAACAAAAUGGAGUACAUAACCGUGCAAGAUUGUGUGGACCAAAUCAAUGAUAGUGUGGACCAACUUAACCAAGCCAUCAAAGAACUACAUUUGUUAAACCAGCAUGGCUCCACCAUCAAUGAUGACAUGUUGUGGCACAUAAGCAAUGUUGAGACAUGGGUGAGCACUGCCUUAACAGAUGCUAGUACUUGUGUGUACUCAUUCCCUGGUCAUAGAAUGAGUAAGAGAGCAGCUGCAAUUAAGGUUAAGGCCAUGAAUGUGGCACAAGUUACUAGUAAUGCACUUGCCAUAUUCCAUAGAUAUGCAUCUAGAUACCGGCAACAAGUAGCAGCUAGAACCCCCAUGAAAACCUAG